This is a messenger RNA of Cladophialophora yegresii CBS 114405, 2286 nucleotides long. RefSeq lists its product as uncharacterized. Gene Ontology annotation, molecular function: polyubiquitin modification-dependent protein binding. The transcript has a single exon. Bases 1 to 2286 code for a protein of 761 amino acids. The record is from RefSeq and is a predicted model, not a curated record. Gene Ontology annotation, cellular component: VCP-NPL4-UFD1 AAA ATPase complex. NCBI's taxonomy places the organism in Eukaryota, Fungi, Ascomycota, Eurotiomycetes, Chaetothyriales, Herpotrichiellaceae.
AUGUCCCCGUCUUCAGAGCCCUUGAAAUGGACGGCUCAACUUCAUGUCGCGCCGUCAAAUCGUCGUCUCGUUGGAGACAAGAUUACCUUGCCACAGUCCGCCCUCGAAUCACUUUUGGCUGCUGCGCCCGUGGUGUCAGUCCAGAAUAACACGAAUAGACAACUGACAUCGUCCUUCGAUCCAUUUAACCCUUAUUCUUUCGCAGCCGAGCGCCGUGCUCGCGAAGCUUUUGAAGACCGUCAGCAACAGUUACCCCAUCCUCUCACUUUCCGCCUUGUCAACCCGCUCAAUGGAAGGGCAGUAUACGCUGGGAUCCGCGAAUUUUCAGCCGCCGAAGGUACAAUAGGCCUGAGCAGCGGUCUGCAAGAGGCGCUGGGCCUGCAAAAUGCCACACGGUCUACUUCCACGACCCGGGAAGGCACUCCAGAUGGUGACGUGGUCAUGACAAAUGGUACAGACACAUCUAAGGGAGAAGUAAUAACUAUACAUGCAAAGCAAUUGGAGAAAGGCACCUAUGUCAAGCUGCGACCCUUGGAGGCUGGGUACGACCCGGAAGAUUGGAAGUCUCUAUUAGAGCGUUAUCUUCGGGAUAACUAUACCACCCUGACCCGCGGAGAGUUGCUUGUCGUGCCUGGUGCACAUCAUGAAAGAUUCCGGUUCUUGGUCGACAAGUUUGAACCAGACGAGGACGGGAUAUGUAUUGUUGAUACCGAUCUCGAGGUCGACAUUGAGCCUUUGAAUGAGGAACAAGCGCGAGAGACUCUGAAGAAGACACUGGCAAAGAAGAACCGGGGCCACGAGUCACCCGAAGGAAGCUCAUUAGGAGGCCCGGUGACGUUUGGGACCGAGAUUCAAGGCAGAGUUCUACCUGGACAAUAUGUCGACUACGAAUUGAAAGAAUGGGACAAAACCCGCGAUUUCGAAGUUACCUUGGAGGCUUUAGACGAUGACACCAGGCUGAAUUUACUGGUUACGCCUUUCUCAGCAAAACAGCGCUCGAAGCCACGCGACGACGAGUACGUCUUCGGUGAUCUCAGUGUACGACCCACGAAGAGAAUGAAACUCUCAUACACCAGCGUCGACCUUGAGGAUGCCGAGGUCUUGAACGUUGCUGUGCACGCGUGGAGUAACGGAAAAGAAGACUCUCAGGAUUCAGCCCGACCAAUCUCCUACAGCCUUCAAGUCUCCGCCCCUGCGCAGACAGACGAUGCAGGCGACGAGACCGGUGCACUGUCUCCCGAUGAUGUGAUGUGCAAGAACUGCCAUCAAGUGGUUCCCAAGCGCACGCUUCCUCUUCAUGAGGCAUUCUGCUACAGGAACAACAUCCUGUGUCCGAAGUGCUCGGAGGUGUUCCUCAAGAAGUCUGACGCCUGGCAAAACCACUGGCACUGUCCCCACGAUGAAGAGCACGGCAACGAUGCUGCUUCGCACGAAAAGCACGACGCCAUCUUCCACCCACAAUCACCUUUGCAAUGCCCAGAAUGUGACUUUCAGGCUUAUGAUGUACCGAUCCUGGCCCACCAUCGAACGACGACUUGUCCAGGGAAAGAAAUCUUAUGCCAAUUCUGUCACUUAGUUGUCCCUCAACAAGGUCCAGAAGACCCUUCCUUUACGGACCCGGAAGUGCUUAUGAGUGGGCUCACUCCCCAUGAGAUGGCUGAUGGUGCACGGACAACAGAAUGCCAUCUCUGCAACAAGAUUGUCAGGCUACGAGACAUGAAAACCCAUCUACGCCUUCACGAUCGCGAAAGGUUCUCCAGACCGAAGUCUAGGCUUUGCUCAAAUCGCAUUUGCGGACGAGUCAUUAAGUCUGAAGACGAGCAAAGAGUGCAGAAAGAGCAGCUCGGCCUGUGCAACGAAUGUUUCGGUCCAUUAUACGUCACAUCCUACGAUCCUGAGGGCAAAAUGUUGCGGCGAAGAAUCGAGAGAAGAUUGCUUCAGCAAUUGACCGGCGGAUGUGGUAAGAGUUGGUGUCGCAACGCGGAGUUCUGCCGAACAGCGUAUAAGAAUGUCCAUGGCGACGAUCGAGUCGUAUCCGCCAAAGAUGGCUUAGCUAUGAUCAAGCCAAUCAUGAACGACCUCGCAAACGGGACGAUCACAUCAUUGAUCUUCUGCGUCGAUGAAGCGAGUCAAUCGCGGAGAAAUCUUGCCGGCAUGAUCAUGGGCGAAGGGGAAUAUGAGCUGGAAUGGUGUGCCAAAGCGCUUGAGGACGAGAAAGGCGAUCUCGACAGAGCCAGGGAAUGGUUGAAGAAUCGGGCUCCAAAGGUUGGUGAGGUAGUUUCGUGA